GUAUUUUGCGAGCAAACGAAUAAUUUAUUGGAUAUUCACGAAACGAAGCGAAAAAAUCAAAAUGAGGCACCGAAUUCGAAAGUUGCACCAACUAAUCAAAUCGACGAAACCACCAUGAACAGUCGUUCACCACUGAAAGGUACUAAGGAGAAUUUUAAGUAUUCAUCGUCGUCGCCAACUUUAGCUGAACCAUUGUUCGAAAUAGAAAAAGGUGCAUCGUCCAGCGGAUCAUCGACACUCUCUCAUUCAGCAUCGAAUCCAUCAUUCGUCUCUUCGUCACCGCCACAACAACGACAAAAAAGUACAAUGGAAAAAACGAAUGAAAUGUAUCAAUUGAAGAAUUAUAACGACGUAGCGGAAGCGUUGACACUUUUUCAGAAUGAUGAACUGGUUGUUGAACCUGGCAAUUUUUAUUAUUCAACUCAUGGUUUCACGUUACUAAGUGCAGUUAUGGAAAAGGUCGCAGGUCAACCAUUUAAAACACAACUUCUAAAUUUUUUUAGGGAAAUUGGUAUGAACCAUUCUUAUGUUGAUGAGAAUCAACCAAUAAUAUCUAAACGCUGCAGGUAUUACGAGUUUGAUAAAGUGAAGCAAAAACUGGUAAAUGCUCCCGAAGUUAACAAUUCCUAUAAAUUAGCUGGCGGUGGAAUUCUAUCGAAUGUUAGAGACUUACUUCUCUUUGCAAAUGCCAUCCUCUAUAGCUAUAAAUAUUCGGACGAUUUAAAAAUGCCGAAAGGACUGCUCAAAUCUUCAACUAUCAAAUCGAUGUGGCAAUACAAUUUAACAAAAAAUUAUAAAAAACAAAAGAGUUAUUAUGGCCUUGGAUGGCGCAUUGUUCCAAGCUCAAAGACAAUCGGAGGAAAUACGGAAUGUUUUAAGCGCAGCGGCUGUUAUUUACAUACUGGUUCAGCAGUUGGUGCAAAUUCAAUUUUACUUAUCAAACCUUACCCGGACGACACUUCAAACGCUUAUGGCUCUUGUAUUGUUAUUUUAGUGAAUCGUAGUUCUUUUGCGGAAUCGCUUGAAGAUCUGGCAUUUGACAUACUCGAAACUCUUGAAUUUGAUUCCAGUAUUAUCCGAAGAGGAUAUUUUUUUAUUUAG
Dracunculus medinensis (Guinea worm) is the source of this 1101-nucleotide messenger RNA. The record is from the annotation of a GenBank genome assembly. NCBI's taxonomy places the organism in Eukaryota, Metazoa, Nematoda, Chromadorea, Rhabditida, Dracunculidae.